AUGAGGUCCGAACAACGACCGGCUGUGCUCCGCGUGGGAAACCCCCUCCCCAAGCCGACCCUCACACCCCUUCCGGGUGGUACCAAUGCUGCAAACAUCCCCCUCCCCACGCGUGCACCACCUGUCCGCAGUGCUGCUGGUACCGGGAUCACAGUAUUUCGCAUGGGAUCAGAAGGACACCAGGAUAUUGAUUUAGCUAUCCUGACAGCAUUACUAAAAGGAGCUAACGCAUCUGCUCCAGACCAGCUGAGCCUAGCUUUAGCCUGGAACAGAGUAGACAUCGCCCGCAGUCAGAUCUUUAUUUAUGGGCAACAGUGGCCGGUGGGGUCCCUUGAGCAAGCAAUGCUGGAUGCACUGGUGUUGGACAGAGUGGAUUUUGUGAAAUUACUCAUAGAAAAUGGAGUAAGCAUGCAUCGUUUUCUCACGAUCUCCCGCCUAGAGGAAUUGUACAAUACGAGACAUGGUCCAUCAAACACUCUCUAUCAUCUAGUCAGGGAUGUCAAAAAGCAAGAAUACCCAGGUUUUGGUUGGAUCUAUUUUAAGGGGAACCUACCUCCUGAUUAUCGGAUAAGUCUGAUUGAUAUUGGUUUGGUGAUAGAGUACCUGAUGGGAGGAGCAUAUCGCUGCAAUUACACCCGAAAGUGGUUCAGAACACUGUACCACAAUUUAUUUGGGCCUAAGAGGCCAAAAGCCCUGAAACUGUUGGGAAUGGAGGAUGAUGUCCCUUUGCGGCAAGGGAGAAAAACAACAAAAAAAAGAGAAGAAGAAGUUGAUAUUGAUUUGGAUGACCCUGAGAUCAAUCAUUUCCCCUUCCCAUUCCAUGAGCUGAUGGUGUGGGCUGUUCUGAUGAAGCGUCAGAAGAUGGCUCUGUUCUUCUGGCAGCAUGGGGAAGAGGCUAUGGCUAAAGCACUGGUGGCCUGUAAGCUCUGCAAAGCCAUGGCCCAUGAAGCAUCAGAAAAUGAUAUGGUGGAUGACAUAUCCCAAGAGCUGAACCAUAAUUCCAGGGACUUUGGCCAGUUGGCUGUGGAGCUGUUGGACCAGUCGUACAAGCAGGACGAGCAACUGGCAAUGAAACUGCUGACCUACGAGCUGAAGAACUGGAGCAAUGCCACAUGCUUACAGCUCGCAGUGGCAGCCAAGCACAGGGACUUCAUUGCUCACACUUGCAGCCAAAUGCUACUCACAGACAUGUGGAUGGGUCGUCUCCGGAUGCGCAAAAACUCUGGCCUAAAGGUAAUUCUAGGAAUUCUACUUCCUCCUUCAAUCCUCAGCUUGGAGUUCAAGAACAAAGAUGAUAUGCCUUACAUGUCCCAGGCCAACGAGAUCCAUCUUCAAGAGAAGGAGCCAGAGGAAGCAGAGAAGCCAGUAAAAGAAAAAGAGGAGGAGGACAUGGAACUCACUGCGAUGCUGGGACGAGGGAAUGGAGGGUCCUCAAGAAAGAAAGAGGAAGAAGAAGUUCAGAGUAGGCACAGACUGAUCCCUGUUGGAAGAAAGAUUUAUGAGUUCUACAAUGCUCCCAUCGUUAAGUUUUGGUUUUACACACUGGCAUAUAUAGGCUACUUGAUGCUGUUCAAUUAUAUAGUGUUAGUGAAGAUGGAUCGCUGGCCAUCUACACAGGAAUGGAUUGUCAUCUCAUACAUUUUCACUCUGGGAAUAGAGAAGAUGAGAGAGAUAUUGAUGUCAGAGCCUGGAAAACUGUUACAGAAAGUAAAAGUUUGGCUCCAGGAGUACUGGAAUGUUACUGAUCUCAUAGCUAUCCUCCUGUUUUCUGUUGGGAUGGUGCUUCGCCUGCAAGAUCUGCCACUCCGGAGCGAUGGCCGAGUGAUAUACUGUGUUAACAUCAUUUACUGGUAUAUACGGUUAUUAGACAUCUUUGGAGUAAACAAGUAUUUGGGACCAUAUGUUAUGAUGAUUGGGAAAAUGAUGAUAGACAUGAUGUAUUUUGUCAUCAUCAUGUUGGUGGUUCUGAUGAGUUUUGGUGUCGCAAGACAGGCUAUUCUCUUCCCCAAUGAGGAGCCUUCAUGGAAGCUGGCAAAAAAUAUUUUUUACAUGCCUUAUUGGAUGAUCUACGGAGAAGUGUUUGCAGACCAGAUAGACCGUAAGCAAGUUUAUGAUUCUCAUACUCCAAAGUCAG
Eurypyga helias (sunbittern) is the source of this 2134-nucleotide messenger RNA. Its product is annotated as transient receptor potential cation channel subfamily M member 3-like. Gene Ontology annotation, cellular component: membrane. Gene Ontology annotation, biological process: monoatomic cation transmembrane transport. The annotation marks the transcript as partial. NCBI's taxonomy places the organism in Eukaryota, Metazoa, Chordata, Aves, Eurypygiformes, Eurypygidae. The transcript has 15 exons. Gene Ontology annotation, molecular function: monoatomic cation channel activity. The record is from RefSeq and is a predicted model, not a curated record.